This is a messenger RNA of Oppiella nova, 1782 nucleotides long. The record is from the annotation of a GenBank genome assembly. NCBI's taxonomy places the organism in Eukaryota, Metazoa, Arthropoda, Arachnida, Sarcoptiformes, Oppiidae.
CGAAACUUUGGCGAUGUCUUCCAAAAGACGUUGGAGUGGAACGACAUCAUAGAAGAGGCCGACAAUGUGUUGAAUGAGUUCGAGAAUAUCAAGAGAGGAAACGCAAGAAUGUCGAGAAGGGGGUCACUCCUGCAGCCCAGGUAUAUCUUCUUGAGUCCACACCCAGAGGUUACGUACGAGAGAGUCCUUCAAAGCGCUAAUUCUCUACCACUGAGAGCGUGGACUUCAGAGUUAUUUCUUGAAUCCAAAGAGAGCUCACAAUUAAUGGAUUCGGAGAACCGACAGAAUCUGAAGUGGAACGCAUCGCUCGAAGACUUUAGACACCUGUUGUCUCCAGAACUGAGCCAUUUUGGUAACGAUGUCUACUCCGGGAUGAUUGAGGCCAAGCGACGACUGAGUCUUUGUCCGCCACAACCCGUCACUCAGUCUAUACAUUUCCGUCGUAACAGUUAUCUAAACGGAGAGGUUUGGGCACAAAGUGAUAGCAAGUGUCAUAAAAAGAGAGACUAUGACCAUAAACUUGGAGUCAUUAGACAGAACUCUGGAGUCAAUUCUGUGAAUAUUAGUCCAGAAAUGGUAAAAAAGUCUCAAACAUCUAACGGUUUGCUAACUGUUCCCGACCCAACUGUUCACAUCAAAAAGAAUGGUGUCAACUAUAAGCGAAAUGAUAGCAAUGAGUCGAUUGAGUUCAUUGAUAUUGAAAAUAUGAGCCCAAAAGUGGUGGCAAAUGAGUUGACUCUUAUCGUCAAAGAAUUGUUUUUAUCACUAAAUGGCACUGAAAUCAUAACACUAUUAAUUCGACCAAAUUCUAUAAGCCCUGGCACUUGUUCCAAUAUCGCCGCGCUAUUGGGCUUUCAAAAGCGGACAAUUCAAUUGAUAUCAAGUUAUUUACUGAAACUAAUUGAUCCUGAAAUAUGUGCCAAAAGAAUCGCUUACUUUAUUGAGGUGGCAAAAGAACUGAAAGCUCUACAGAAUUGGCAUUCAGUCUACUCUAUAAUAUUAAGUCUUCAAAGUCCUCCCAUCGCGCGACUACGCGAGUGCUGGCAAAUCGUAUCAAAUCACUUUUCAGACAAUUACUGCGAAUACAUUGAAAUGUCGGAACAACUCAAGGCAGACGCCGACCCUCUGACCUAUACUUCCCCUUCAAUCCCAUUAUUCAGUGAUUUAAUGGAUUACUUGAAGGAAAGAUGUGGUGCGAAGUACUUUGAGAUUAAAAGUCAUCGCUUACGGAGUCACUGGUCUAAAAGGGAGACAAUUGCCGUAUGGGUUGACCAACAGAUUGACGACUUGAUAGGUGUGGCCAAAGAUAAGAAGAAAGUACAGAAAAGAGUGGAAUAUAUUCGUAAAACUUCAGUAGAAGGGCAAAGAAAAGGGGUUUUCAAGAAAUUAUUGACCAAAAGAAGUGGCAGUAAUAAAGAAUAUUCCGAUUCCAUGAGUAACGACACCGACAGCCGGAACAGUUCCAUCACAUCCCUAAACAGCGAAAAGUUGAGAUUAAGACUGAUGUCCGAAAAGAGUGCGAAGCCUUCGUGUAAAAACAUUUGGUCCGUCGCCGACAUUCAGAGAUUACGCGAAUUCGAUGAAAAGGAGAUUCUGGAGGAGAUUGUCAGAGGACUGGUAUGUUACCAGAGAUAUGCCAACGACUAUCAGCUCAAUGAAUCGGUUCAGAGCGUCAGAGAUUUCCUUUUAUUACAGCCAUAUAAGGAACUGGACGCCUGUCUCAAGAGAUCCUAUUUAUUAGAGCCUAAAAGUGUGAAAAAGUCUUCCAAUCAUAUUGUCGUA